GAGCCGUGACGAUCGAAUUGAAUAUUCAAUAUAAAGCCGCCACACAUGCAAAUAUGCAAUGCACUCGGCCACUCCCCGCGAAUGCGUCAGGCGUGAGCCUGGACGCGAACGCUGGACCGGGUGGGUGGAUAACGAAAGCUCCGUCGCUGUCACCACCACUCACACAGGCACUCACCACGUAACGAGACCGGUACCAAACCGCCAGCCGAACCUGCUGUCCUGCUGCUCCUGUCACAAUCGUCCUAGCAACUACGGCAGGGCAUGAGCAACACUACUGGUCAGCUUGAGACGGAGCAAAACCGAACUCCUCAAGAUCUCGCUGUCGCCAUCGACACUGACAGCGUGACGAAAUGGCCUGCGUCAUCGCUGAUCACGCGAAUGCGGAAUGACAUGUCCCUAUAAAACCAGCAGCACCACUCGUGCUGUCGUGCAGUGCAGCACUUGCCCGGACCGGCGCGACCACCAAGAGUCCAACCGAGAUCAACAUCAACCUACUAGCAAAGCAGCCAGACUGACACCGACCGAUCCACAGGAACAAGGCAGACACAUCGCGAGGAAGAAAUGGGCGCCGCGUGCGUCUCCUUCUCGCGCUCGCCGCAGGCGUCGCCGGCUGCAGAGCCGUCCCAGCGAGCGGCGGCGGCCACGGUCAAGGUUGUGAACCUGGACGGCUCCAUGGCGCGCCUCGCGGUCGCAGGGACGGUCGUCACGGCGCGCGAGGCGCUGGCAGCGGGCGGCCGCCGCCACCGGACGCUGCCGCCGCCGCCGCUCUUCCUCUGCAGCGCCGACGAGCUGGGCUUCGACGCGCCCCCGCGCGCGCUGGCCGCGGACGAGGCGCUCCAGCCGGGGCAGCUCUACCUCGUGCUGCCCGACUCCGCGCUGCGCCGGCCGCUGACCGCCAAGGACAUGGCCGCGCUCGCCGUUAAGGCCGCCACGGCGCUCGCGGCCGAGGCGGGUCUCGCCGCCGGCCUGUCGCCGGGGCGCGACAGCCGAGGCGGGACGCCGGCGGGCAAGAGGCCGCGGCGGCAGUCGGCAGCGCGAGUGGCUCCUCUUCUAGUCGCCGUGAGCAAGGAGAGCAGCCCGCCUCCGCCUGGCGAUGGUGCUGCUCGGAAGAACGACGUGCACCGUGGGUACGCAGCGCGUCCUGCGGGUCAAGACGGUGGACGCGCAGCGGGGAAGACGAGGAAGGGAGCUAGCUACAGAGCCCGCGGUUCUCGCCAUCGUGCCGUCGUGCAGAGGCUAAGCGCUAUCUCGGAGGACGGCGAGUGAUCCGUAUAUCGGGCUAUCGGCUCAGCUGUCCUUAUCCUCGCUGCUGCAGGGUCGGCGCGAUAAACGAUGAAUCAAGUUUUGAUCAAGGGCCGGAUAACACGAUGAUUCGAUGAAUCGCUGCAGAAUCAACUCCCGGUUUCUAAGCCGUGAGUGCGAAUUCGGUAAAGGCCUACCUAGUCGAAUCAUAUAGCUGGAACUAAAAGAGAUUCCAAUUGCUGAUUAAACAUGUUGAGUUUGUGAUCCAAAUUCUGAAGAAGGCGACCAAGUUGGCGAGCGAAGCGGAGGCCCGUCGCUUUAAAGCAAGGCUAGUUGCAAAAGGUUUUAGUCAGAUUCCAUGAAUUGAUUACUCUGAUGUCUAUUCUCCUGUUGUCAAGCAUAGUUCAAUUCGUACCUUUCUUAGUCUUGUUGCUGUACAUGACUAUGAGCUUGAACAGUUAGAUGUGAAAACUGCUUUCUUACAUGGUGAUUUGGAGGAGGACAUUUAUAUGGACCAGCCAGAGGGGUUCAUUGUU
Zea mays is the source of this 1778-nucleotide messenger RNA. RefSeq lists its product as uncharacterized. NCBI's taxonomy places the organism in Eukaryota, Viridiplantae, Streptophyta, Magnoliopsida, Poales, Poaceae. The record is from RefSeq and is a predicted model, not a curated record. The transcript has a single exon. Bases 562 to 1266 code for a protein of 234 amino acids.